GUGGCACCCCUUUCUGUGUGCAAUGAUUACUGCAUCCCCGGCUAUCAUAAGAGAAAGAAAGAAGGGGAGAAAUUUUGCUGCUACGAUUGUGUGCCUUGCCCAGAAGGGAAGAUUUCAAGGCAGAAGGAUAUGGAUGAUUGUGUCAAACGCCCAAGUGAUCAAUAUCCAAACAAGAAGAAAGAUGGAUGCAUUCCCAAGACAAUGAACUUCCUAUCUUUUGAAGAACCUUUAGGAAUUACUUUGCUUUCCAUAGCUGUUUCUUUAGUUCUUAUCACUACUGUAGUGUUAGGACUUUUCAUUAAAAACAAAGACACCCCCAUCGUCAGAGCCAACAACCGGGAUAUCACCUACAUACUUCUCGUUUCUCUCCUGCUCAGCUUCUUCUCUUCUUUGCUGUUCCUUGGUCAACCAACAAAGGUCACCUGCAUCCUCCGACAACCUGCUUUUAGCAUCAUCUUCUCAGUGGCUGUUUCUUGUGUGCUGGCUAAAACCAUUACUGUGGUUGUAGCAUUUAUGGCGACCAAACCAGGGUCCAGCAUGAGGAAAUGGGUGGGGAAAAGACUGACCAACACAGUUGUCCUGUCCUCUUCCCUCAUUCAAACAGGCAUUUCUGUGGUGUGGUUGGGAACCUCCCCACCAUUCCCUGUUUUUGACACACACUCACUGAAUGAAGAGAUCAUAAUCGAAUGCAAUGAGGGGUCUGUCACCAUGUUUUAUAUUGCUCUGGGCUACAUGGGACUUCUGUCCCUCAUCAGCUUGAUCGUGGCUUUCCUAGCCAGGAAGCUGCCCGACAGUUUCAAUGAAGCCAAUAUGUUCACCAAGUUCCACCAGCACAUCCUGGUGUUGGCGUUCGCAGUAAAUGAGAUCAACAAAAAUCCCAGAAUCUUGCCGAAUGUCACUCUUGGGUUCCACAUCUAUGACAGCUACUAUGCUAUGAGGAUGACCUAUCGUACCACCUUUGAUCUGCUCUAUAAAUCACAUCAAUAUGUUCCAAACUAUGAAUGUGAUGGCCACAAAAAACUAAUGGCUGUCAUUGGGGGACUGAGUUCUGAUAUCUCUUUCCACAUGUCAGACAUGCUAAGUCUCUACAAGAUUCCACAGGUUCAUGCCUUUCUACAAGCCAUUACAUUCAACAACUCGGCUGGAGAAAGAUUGUCUUUUAAUGACAAAUGGGAAAUGGAAGGUGGAUUUGAUAUAAUGAACGUGGUCACUUUCCCAAACACAUCAUUCCGCAGGGUGAAAAUUGGAAUGGUAAAUCCCAAUGCUCCUGAAGGAGAAGAACUCAUCAUCCAUGAGAAUAUGAUAGUGUGGCAAAGCAUUUUUAAUCAGAUGGCACCCAUUUCUGUGUGCAAUGAUUACUGCAUCCCGGGCUACCAUAAGAGAAAGAAAGAAGGGGAGAAAUUUUGCUGCUAUGAUUGUGUGCCUUGCCCAGAAGGGAAGAUUUCAAGGCAAAAGGAUAUGGAUGAUUGUGUCAAAUGCCCAAGUGAUCAAUAUCCAAAAAAGAAGAAAAAUGGAUGCAUUCCCAAGACAAUGAACUUCCUAUCUUUUGAAGAACCUUUAGGAAUUACUUUGCUUUCCAUAGCUGUUUCUUUAGUUCUUAUCACUACUGUAGUGUUAGGACUUUUCAUUAAAAACAAAGACACCCCCAUCGUCAGAGCCAACAACCGGGAUAUCACCUACAUACUUCUCGUUUCUCUCCUGCUCAGCUUCUUCUCUUCUUUGCUGUUUAUUGGCCAGCCAACAAAGGUCACCUGCAUCCUCCGACAACCUGCUUUUAGCAUCAUCUUCUCAGUGGCUGUUUCCUGUGUGCUGGCUAAAACCAUUACUGUGGUUGUAGCAUUUAUGGCGACCAAACCAGGGUCCAGCAUGAGGAAAUGGGUGGGGAAAAGACUGACCAACACAGUUGUCCUGUCCUCUUCCCUCAUUCAAGCAAGCAUUUCUGUGGUGUGGUUGGGAACCUCCCCACCAUUCCCAAUUUUUGACACACACUCACUGAAUGAAGAGAUCAUAAUAGAAUGCAAUGAGGGGUCUGUCACCAUGUUUUAUAUUGCUCUGGGCUACAUGGGACUUCUGUCCCUCAUCAGCUUGAUUGUGGCUUUCCUAGCCAGGAAGCUGCCCGACAGUUUCAAUGAAGCCAAGUUCAUCACUUUCAGCAUGAUGAUCUUUUGCAGUGUUUGGGUCUCUUUUGUUCCAACCUAUCUGAGCACCAAAGGGAAAUCUAUGGUAGCUGUGGAGGUCUUCUCUAUCUUGGUGUCCAGUGCUGGGUUACUAGGCUGUGUCUUUUCCCAAAAAUGUUAUAUCAUUUUGUUGAGGCCUGAGCUGAACAGGAGAGAGGAACUGAUAAGAAUAAAACAUAAUUAG
Messenger RNA from Gekko japonicus, 2361 nucleotides. Its product is annotated as vomeronasal type-2 receptor 26-like. Gene Ontology annotation, biological process: G protein-coupled receptor signaling pathway. Gene Ontology annotation, molecular function: G protein-coupled receptor activity. The record is from RefSeq and is a predicted model, not a curated record. The transcript is spliced from 6 exons. Lineage: Eukaryota; Metazoa; Chordata; Lepidosauria; Squamata; Gekkonidae. The annotation marks the transcript as partial. Gene Ontology annotation, cellular component: membrane.